Molecule: messenger RNA, 1893 nt
Organism: Saccoglossus kowalevskii
Lineage: Eukaryota; Metazoa; Hemichordata; Enteropneusta; Harrimaniidae
Product: alpha-mannosidase 2-like
Biological process (GO): protein deglycosylation; N-glycan processing; mannose metabolic process
Cellular component (GO): Golgi membrane
Molecular function (GO): carbohydrate binding; alpha-mannosidase activity
Source: RefSeq, a predicted model, not a curated record
UUUCUUGUCGUCUGGAGAAUUUCGCCCUCAUAUUCCGCUGUUGUAGCAAUCUAUAUAUGGAUAAUUUGACCUCCGCUUUGCACAUUUGUGUUAGGGGUCGUUUUCGACAGCUCAUGUCCUACCGAAGGUGACGCUCAUCUUGAGGUUUGUGUGAUUCGGUGAAAGAAAUAACUGCCAAUCUUACUGACUUGUGUCGUUGAGAACGAAAACCCGGAACUGUACUCCCAAUGAAAGCCAUGAGACGCUACUACGCUCUGUUGACUUCGUCAGUCUUUUUCGUGGCAAUUGUGUCUAUGUACCUUUUACUGGACCAGGCGACGAAUAGCGGGAUACAAGAUCAAUUACAAGAGGGUGACCUCUCAAUGUUGGAAGUAAAACUAAACAAUUUGGAAGAUAGUCUUCGGAAGAAUCGUGAAACGAUCAAUGAAAUCAAAGACACUGUUAAAGCCUUAGUUGAAGGAGAUGAGAUACCAAACAUAAAUAUGAAUCAGGGAGUAGGCAAUGUGCAUAUACCUGGUGGUAUCCGUGAUACUGUGCCAGAUUAUGGAGAUGCACUGAAAUUUAGUGGACCAGUUGCUAACAUAUACAAAGAUGAAUGUACAUUUGGUGACACGUCAAGUGGUAUCUCAGCUGAUGUUAAGAUGCUAGAUGUGUUUGACACAAUAAAAUUUGAUGACCCUAAUGGUGGAGUCUGGAAACAGGGAUUUGACAUUUCAUAUUCUGUUAGUUGGAUCAAGACUUUUGAGUUAUACUUUCGUGAUCAAACUCAACAUAUCUUGGACAAUAUGGUGGUAAAAUUACUAGAAGAUAAAAGAAGAAAGUUUAUAUGGGCAGAAAUCUCUUAUUUUUCACGAUGGUGGGAAGGUGUUGAUAUGAAUAAAAAGAAACAAGUGAUAGAACUUUUAAGUCGAGGCCAGUUAGAAAUAGUGAGUGGUGGAUGGGUCAUGCCAGAUGAAGCCAACACACACUACUUUGCAAUGUUAGACCAGAUGAUAGAAGGACAUACAUGGGUAGAAGCACAUCUUGGUAUAAAACCUACAACUAGCUGGGCCAUAGAUCCAUUCGGACAUUCUCCAACUAUGGCUUAUCUUCUGCAGCGUUCUGGUAUUCAGGGUAUGCUAAUUCAAAGAGUUCAUUAUUCAGUGAAAAAAUACUUGGCAAAAGAAAAACAGUUGGAGUUUCUAUGGAGACAAAAUUGGGACCAUGGUUCAACUACUGAUAUGUUUUGUCACAUGAUGCCAUUCUAUAGUUAUGACGUACCGCAUACAUGUGGUCCAGAUCCACAAGUAUGUUGCCAGUUUGAUUUCAAGCGUCUUCCUGGAGGGAGGGUGACUUGUCCUUGGAAGAUCCCACCAGUUCCUAUUACAGAUCUCAACGUAGCCAGCAAUUAUGACGUACCGCAUACAUGUGGUCCAGAUCCACAAGUAUGUUGCCAGUUUGAUUUCAAGCGUCUUCCUGGAGGGAGGGUGACUUGUCCUUGGAAGAUCCCACCAGUUCCUAUUACAGAUCUCAACGUAGCCAGCAAGGGUUUCUUCCAUGUUUUCCGAGAGAUUGGUAACUAUGGUGACUUUACAAUUGAAAAUGCAUUCCUUACUGCAAAGUUCUCAGGGAAUAAUGGCUUAUUACAGUCUCUUACUACCAAGUCUGAUGGGAAGACUACAUCACUGUCAGUGGAUUUUGUGAUGUAUGGUACUAGGAUGAGUAAAGAUAAAAGUGGAGCAUAUCUAUUCUUACCAGAUGGUCAAGCAAAGAUUCAAAAACGGAAAUAUUUGACCAAAGUUCCCUUGCAAGGUAAUGUUUACCCAAUGCCACUGAUGGCAUAUCUAGAAGAUGAUACAUCAAGACUUACAUUACACACAGCACAGCCUUUAGGAGUAGCUUCUCUAGAAAAAG